Molecule: messenger RNA, 3134 nt
Organism: Mobula hypostoma (lesser devil ray)
Lineage: Eukaryota; Metazoa; Chordata; Chondrichthyes; Myliobatiformes; Myliobatidae
Gene: gjc2
Product: gap junction protein gamma 2
Exons: 4
Coding region: 665-1903 (412 amino acids)
Biological process (GO): cell-cell signaling
Cellular component (GO): connexin complex
Molecular function (GO): gap junction channel activity
Source: RefSeq, a predicted model, not a curated record
UGGGAUCUCACGAGGGGCGCAGCAGAAGGCUUGGCGGGACCGCUGGAGUGGGCGGGGCCCCGUCGUCCCCGGCGCGUUCUGACUGCCCCGGCUGAGCGAGCUCGAGCACCAAGUAGGGGGGCGAGGCGGGCGUUUGUUCAACGAUAAAAUGGCGGAAGGAGGUCCGCGGUUCAGCGAAGUCUGGUAUUUCAAAAUUUUGGCGGCACUUCUGUUGUAAAUCCGCUGAGAACUAAUUCCUAGUUCUGAUUAAGUGCAAAAGUUUAUGUUUCCCCAUCACUGUUUGUAGAGGUUCGAGUAUGAUUAUUUUUUGUUGAACGGUGGGGGGAAGGGGAAUGAAAUCGGCGGUCUUUACCAGACUAAUGGAUGCGGAACUAGUGGAUGAAGACUGUGCAGAUGUCGAAAGAGAACAUUAUCAGAAGGACCAGAAGGAGAGAGGCAAAAAUUUAAGGUCCAGUUCAUUCUAGAAAGUUCACCAGCUAGUGAAGGGGUUCGAAAGAAAGACCUACGACUCAGCUGUAUUAUUUCUUCAUUUUUAAUGUGUGAUGGAGUCUCCCAGCAGAUUCUUUCCCGAUCCCGUCAAGGUUAUGCAAUCAGCUUGGGCGAGGAACCAUACCUCCAAAGGAACUAACGGAGAGCGACUAAAGCUAUUAGAUGAGAAGCCCUUAUGACAAAUAUGAGCUGGGCCUUUUUAACACGUCUUCUUGAAGAAAUACACAACCAUUCUACCUUUGUUGGCAAAGUAUGGCUGACAGUGCUGAUUAUAUUCCGCAUUGUGCUGACUGCAGUUGGAGGGGAGUCCAUUUAUUCUGAUGAACAGAGUAAAUUUGUCUGCAACACCAAACAGCCUGGUUGCGAGAAUGUCUGCUAUGAUGCAUUUGCACCUCUUUCCCAUGUGAGAUUCUGGGUUUUCCAGAUCAUCAUGAUAUCAACUCCGUCUGUGAUGUAUCUGGGUUAUGCUAUCCAUAGAAUCGCCAGAUCCACUGAAGAAGAAGAAAGGAACAGGUUCUUCAAAAAGAAGAAAAUACCAACCAUAAGGUGGCAAGUCCACCGAAAUCCAGAACAUACGGAGGAUGAAGAUGAGGAAGAGCCAAUGAUCUAUGAAGAAACAGGAAGUGAGAAAAAAGAGGCUCGAAAUGAUCAAAAACAUGAUGGGAGACGACGUAUCUUGCAAGAAGGUUUGAUGAAAAUGUAUGUUUUCCAGUUAAUUUUCAGGGCAAUGUUUGAGGUAGGUUUCUUAAUGGGACAAUAUUUACUGUAUGGAUUUGAAGUUAAUCCAUCGUAUGUCUGCACUAGAAAUCCUUGUCCUCAUACAGUGGACUGUUUUGUCUCCCGACCUACAGAGAAGACAGUCUUCCUCAUUGUAAUGUAUGUUGUCAGUUGUCUUUGUUUGAUUCUUAAUAUCUGUGAGAUGCUUCAUCUGGGCUUUGGAACCAUCAGAGAUGUCAUUCGUAGCAAACGGCAGAGCCAGAACAACAAUCGACCUUUUCCUUACCACUACCCUCGGAACAUUCCAUCAUCACCACCAGGGUACAAUCUGGUAGUCAAAUCAGACAAGUCCACCAAGGUUCCCAAUGGUGUUGUGGCUCAGGAACCACGUUUAACUAAUGUAGCUCGAGAUCAUCAGUCCACUAGUCCAGAUGAUAACAUUCCACCUGACUUGGCCAGGCUCCACAAACACCUGAAAGUUGCCCAGGAACAGUUGGACAUUGCCUUUCAGGGUUAUAACAUGCAAGAAAAUGCACAGAAGUCCAGGACCAGCAGCCCAGCAUCAGGAGGUACUGUGGCAGAGCAGAACCGUGUCAAUGCUGCCCAUGAGAAACAAGGAGCUAAGCCUAAACCUGGUUCAGAAAAAGACAGCUCCAGCAGCAAAUCUGGAGAUGGAAAAACAUCUGUUUGGAUUUAACUUGUUUUAUAUUCAAUUAUGUUUACAGCAAGUCCAUUUAUAACAAAAUGGUGUUAGCUACUUCCUGCAUAUUUUACAGCAAUCUGCUAUCUAUUGCAUAACCAUUAUAACUGUUUGGUUCUUUGGACAAGACUAUAUGUUUCAAUGCUUUCAGCAUAAAAUUUUUCACAGCAGGAUUGAUCAAAUAAUUAGUCAUGUGCCUGAUUUCCUAAUCAUUAAAAUCAACAAAGGACCCAGAUAAUCAGGCACAAUUAUCUGCGUACCAGUUCUCUGAACUGUAAAAUAAGACGUGCUAUUAGAUUCAAAGUGUGUUUCCUUCCAAAAUGUUUGGAAUCUGCUUAAGCUCAACAUCAGACUAUAGUAGCAACUGUGGUUUAUUGUACGAAUAUGUUUCUGUACUGACAGGUAACAGUUGUCUUUAUUUUAAAUAGCUGUUGGGCUAAUAUUCACCAUCUUUAUCUGAUUUGCCUUGUGCCUACUUUGCAAAGAGAAACGAUUACUCAAGUUAGUUUUAUUUUACAGUAAAUUUUCCACAUUAUGGUCAUGGGAAGUAGAGUUAAAAACAUGGUUUCUCUAAAUUAUAAGUUUAAAAAUGGAAAUAUGCAUACUGACAUAAUUUUUAAAAGCUGUGGUUCUUUUUAACCAUAUUUUAUUGUUGUUCCUUCAAUGCGACAGAAAUUGUCUCUUCAAUCCUACACUCUUAUGCCCUCUUCCAGAUCUAAAAGGUGAAAUUUUCUUGACUUAAAUUCCUUCUAUUUGUAUAUUUAUUUGUUGUUGUCUGUAUUAUUUCAGUUUGAAUCCAGUUUUGGUGAUUUUGUUCAAAAAAACUAAUGUUACAAAAAUUGUACAUUUUUUUAUGAGAUGUUGACCAGUGGAAAGGAAAGAAAUUUGUCAUUUUUUGAGGUAUUUCACUUUUGCAAUUAAGAAAUUGGGAGGUGAGUAGUUAAUGCCUUUUCAACAUAAAAGAUUGGCAGAUUCUGGUUAAAAUUUCCGAGAAUGUUGCCAUUACCUUAAAACGCUAUUGUACAAUUUUCAUAAAAUUGUGUUGGUUAGUAGAAUGUAUUGGCCUUUAUACCAUUGCAUAUAUUGAAGACUGAUUGGUAUGACUGCACUCGAAAGUAAAAGCGUGUGCUGUACUACCCUUCAGCUAAAAGUCACAAUAUAAACUACAAUGACAGCUUGUCAUUGAUUAUUCUCAGGGGUGUAGUGCUAGCCGGAGCACGUCCGGCAC